Messenger RNA from Catharus ustulatus (Swainson's thrush), 1434 nucleotides. Its product is annotated as inositol 1,4,5-trisphosphate receptor-interacting protein-like 1. The coding region runs from base 1 to 1434 and encodes 477 amino acids. NCBI's taxonomy places the organism in Eukaryota, Metazoa, Chordata, Aves, Passeriformes, Turdidae. The transcript has 2 exons. The record is from RefSeq and is a predicted model, not a curated record. Gene Ontology annotation, cellular component: membrane.
AUGCGGCUGGAGCAGGAGUUGGAGCAGCUGGUCCUGAUGCAGGGUGUCUGGGGCUGGGAAGAACUGCUCUGCUCCGCCUUACAGCCCUGGCAGCUCUGGGCUAUUGCUGGGCUCCUGCUUGUACCCUUGACCCUGUGGAAUAUGUGGAGGAAUAGGAGAGAAGAUGAAGAUGAAGAUGAAGAUGAAGAUGAAGGUGAAGGUGAAGAUGAAGAUGAAGGUGAAGAUGAAGAUGAAGGUGAAGAUGAAGAUGAAGACAAUGGUGCAAAUGAUGAAGGACAUGCCAGGAAUGAAUUUGAGCAUGAUCGGGAUGAUAACCUUGGAAGAAUGGUAUUGGAGCGCAUCCAGUGGCCUGUGCAGGACCUGGUGAGCGGAUGCCAGUGGACAAGUCACCUCAUGAAAUGUUUUGCAGUUUACUUUACACGCGUCUUGUCCGACAGCUUCUACCCAGUCCUGCAAGAAGCCAUCGGGGUGGGCAGUGCCUUUGAGGGUUGGAGUCCCCGUGAGCAGGAUGUUGUGUACCAGGUGCUGGUACCCAUGACUCCUCCCCGAGGGCACAGCUUCCACCUGGAGCCGGACACUGCAGGGCAGAGGCAAGUGCGGAAUUUCCGGGUGCGCGUGCAGCAGGAGUGCACCUGUGGCAGUGCACAGCAGGGUAAGAACAUGCUGUGCUUCCUGCACCACCCCGAGGAGGAGCUGAGCAGGAAUCAGGAUCCCAGCCUCCUUGACACACUCUGCACCGACUCCUACCUAGACGUGCACAAAACUAACCGCUGGUUCUACCAGCUGGUGAGGGCAGUCUGGCCGGCUUUGCACCAGUCCCACAACUGGCAUUUAGUGCUGCUGCCCUCCAGGCGCUCCUGCCAAUUCAAGGUGACCAAUGGCAGAGAAAGCAUCCGCAUUGAGAUGCUCUUUGGGGUGCAGCAGGGUGACUCAGACGUAUUUGUAAGCAGUGAGCCCAGAGAAGCCUACACCUCAAGCACCAUCUGGCCAGAGAGCUAUGCCGUGGCAGAGAUUAAAUUCUUUGAGUACAUCGCCUGGCAGGCCCCCUCUGACAGCUUGCAUUUGGAAUGCCUGCAGUUCUUCACCCGUCUGCAGCUGGGCUUAGGCUUCUCCACCUAUACCAUCAAGACCAUUGUUAUGCAUCUCCUGAACACUUUUCCCGUGUCCCAGUGGCGCAGGAGACAUUUUGUGAGGCGACUGCUGGACAUCAGCGAGGGCCUUCGCACAUGUGUAGAAGCGAGAUGGCUCAAUCACUUCAUUGUGGGCAAUCGGAGGCUUCCUGAGGAGAUCAAUUUGCCUGUAGAGAUCCUAAUGGCCAGCCCAUGUAACCUCUUUCAUGACCUGGAGAUGGAUCCUGUUGCCCACUCCCAAGCCGUUAGUCAGUAUGUGGAUCUGUACUGGUGGCUCAAACGGAUAAUUAACAAUGAAGACUGA